Molecule: messenger RNA, 755 nt
Organism: Electrophorus electricus (electric eel)
Lineage: Eukaryota; Metazoa; Chordata; Actinopteri; Gymnotiformes; Gymnotidae
Product: aquaporin FA-CHIP-like
Biological process (GO): renal water transport; hyperosmotic response; carbon dioxide transmembrane transport
Cellular component (GO): membrane
Molecular function (GO): carbon dioxide transmembrane transporter activity; water channel activity; ammonium channel activity
Source: RefSeq, a predicted model, not a curated record
ACAGACCGUCAAUGCCAGCAUGCCUCAGGAGUUCAGGACCGGGUCGUUUUGGCGGGCUGUCUUUGCUGAGUUUGUUGGAAUGACACUCUUUGUAUUUCUAGGUAUCGUAACUGCCAUCAGCGGGCAGGACCAGGAGGCGGUGGCCUUGGCGUUCGGGCUGGCCAUCGCCACGCUGGCGCAGAGCCUGGGUCACAUCAGCGGUGCGCACCUGAACCCGGCCGUGACCCUGGGCAUGCUAGUGAGCUGUCAGAUCAGCGCCAUCAAGGCAGCGUUCUUUGUGCUGGCUCAGAUGUUGGGCGCUGUCUUGGCCAGCGGCAUCGUCUACGGCAUCCGCCUAGAAAAUAGCAAUGCUUUGGGUGUCAACAAGAUAAAUAACGGCCUGACUGCAGCACAGGGUUUUGGUAUUGAGUUCCUGGCCACCUUCCAGCUUGUGCUGUGUGUCCUAGCAACAACGGACAGCCGUCGGAAAGACGUGACUGGAUCCGCGCCCCUUGCAAUCGGGCUCUCCGUUGCUCUGGGGCACCUGGCAGCAAUCAGUUACACGGGCUGUGGAAUCAACCCUGCACGCUCCUUUGGACCUGCUGUGGUCAUGAAGGAAUUUGACAACCACUGGGUCUACUGGAUAGCACCCAUGCUGGGGGGUGUGGCCUCUGCCCUGGUGUAUGACUUCCUGCUACAGCCCCACUCGGAGCCGUACAGCAGCCGGCUAAGAAGUUUAAGGGGCAGGGCUGAGGCAUAAGGGGGUGGGGCUGAGG